Molecule: messenger RNA, 3527 nt
Organism: Anolis carolinensis (green anole)
Lineage: Eukaryota; Metazoa; Chordata; Lepidosauria; Squamata; Anolidae
Gene: cstpp1
Product: centriolar satellite-associated tubulin polyglutamylase complex regulator 1
Exons: 9
Coding region: 1455-2387 (310 amino acids)
Source: RefSeq, a predicted model, not a curated record
GAAUUCCUCUGGAAUCCACCCUCAUUCCAGUCCCUCGGAAGGUUGAAGGGAUGCUCAGAUUCAAAUUGAGCUCAGGGGGGGCCAGGCAAGGACGAUUAGAGCAGAUAGAAUAUUUUGCUUCUCAGAGCUCCGUACGAGGCUUAUUGCCUCGGCGCCAUCUUGUGGAAAAGAAAAAAAAAAUGAUGGCAUGAUGGCAACAGUCUUGGACAGCAACGGCUCCCAAAGUGACCCAUUUAAGGUGGAAACAGGUGUCAAGCAGGGAUGUGACUUCAAGGAUGCCACCAUCAUCACCCUUUUCAAGAAAGGGGGCAGAACAGACUGCGGGAAUUAUCAUGGUACCUCCCUUCUAACCUCCGCUGGAAAAAUUCUUGCAAGAAUCCUUGCAAACCGCCUUCUCCCUGUUUCAGAAGACACGCUCCCAGAAUCCCAGAACGGCUUCUGUCCCUCCAGAGGAACAGUGGACAUGAUAUGCCGAUGACAACAUAGUCUGUGCGCAUUCAGAAGAAGACCUACAAGCCACUCACCUUUGCAGAAGCAUACAAAAAACUCAGCCUUCUCAUCGAGAAAACCAAAGUGCUCUUCCAACAGGCACCAGCUAAUCCCUCUGCAAUGCCAGGAAUACAACUUAAUGGUGUCACAUUAGAAAACGUUGACCAUUUCCGCUACCUUGGCAGCCACCUCUCCAGAAAAGUCAACAUUGACACUGAAAUACAACACCGCCUGAACUCUGCGAGUGCAGCAUUUUUCCGAAUGAAGCAGAGACUGUUUGAUGAUCAGGAUAUCCGUAGAGAUACUAAGGUGCUUAUUUAUAAAGCCAUUGUCCUCCCAACCCUGCUGUACGCCUGCGAAACGUGGACGGUCUACAGAUGUCACACUCAACUCCUGGAGCAUUUCCAUCAGCGUUGCCUCAGAAAAAUUCUGCAAACCUCUUGGGAAGAAGCAAAAAUCACCAGCAUUGAAGCGAUGCUCCUACGCCAUCAACUCUGCUGGACUGGCCACGUUGUCCGAAUGCCUGAUCACCGUCUCCCAAAGCAGUUGCUCUACUCCAAACUCAAGAGCGGGAAACGUAAUGUUGGUGGGCAGGAAAAGAGAUUUAAAGAUGGGCUUAAAGCCAACCUUAAAAACUGUGACAUAGACACUGAGAACUGGGAAGCCCUGGCCCUUGAGCGCUCUAAUUGGAAGUCAGCUGUGACCAGCAGUGCUGCGGAGUUCGAAGAGGUACGAAUGGAGGGCUUAAGGGAGAAAUGUGCCAAGAGGAAGGCCCGUCAAGCCAACCCUGACCGAGACCGCCUUCCAUCUGGAAACUGAUGUCCUCACUGUGGUAGAACAUGCAGAUCAAGAAUUGGUCUCUUCAGCCAUCUACGGAUCCAUCCCCAAGAUAGCAGAAAUGGAGGACCAUCAUCCUCGAACUAUGAGGGAUCGCCUAAGUAACUCAAAGACAUGUCAUCACAUAUAUGGAAGAUGCUGUGAGCCAGCUUCUGGAAAGCAGAGAAGAUAUUAGCCAAUAUGGUAUUGCCAGAUUCUUCACUGAAUACUUUAGCAGUGUGGGUCAAGGAACUCAUAUUUUGUUCCGAGAGUUCAGCUUUGUUCAAGCUACGCCGCAUAAUCGGGCAUCCUUUCUAAGGACCUUCUGGCGAUGUUUCAGGACAGUGGGGAAAAAUGGAGAUCUUCUGACAGCAAAGGAGUAUCAUUGCCUGCUGCAGUUGCUUUGCCCUGACUUUCCCUUGGACCUUACUCAGAAAGCAGCAAGGAUUGUUUUGAUGGAUGAUGCUGUAGACUGCUUGAUGUCUUUUUCGGAUUUUCUGUUUGCCUUCCAAAUCCAGUUUUACUACUCAGAGUUCCUGGAAAGUGUGGCUGCAAUUUAUCAAGAGCUCUUGACGGGUAAGAAUCCCAACACCGUCAUUGUGCCUACGUCAUCCUCAGGGCAACAUCGUUCACGCCAAGCUCUGACUGAGAGCAGCCCACUCGAUGGGGUGGAGGCACUUGUAUUUUACCAGUGCCUUGAGUCUCUAUGUGACCGGUCCAAGUACAGCUGUCCUCCAUCUGCUGUUAUCAAGGAAAUUCUGAGCAGCAUGCAGAGACUGACUUUCUAUGAAUUUCUGAUGGCUCUUGCAAAGCAUCAAGGGAUCAACAGAGCUCUUGGAGCCCUCCCAGACAAAGCUGAGCUGCUAGUUGACCCACUUAUGGAUCAGGAACUAGAGAAACUAAUAACCCAGGUAUCAGGGCUCUCUAUAUCCAACUCUGCCAAUGCUAGUGGGGAUAAUGCAAACUUGCCUUCCCGACCCCCUUCCCGGAUCAGUUCCCCAUGGAGGCCACUUCACCAUCGCAGGAAAAUUGAUGCUGAAAGUGAUGGCUCCACAGAAGAGACAGAUUCUUCUGAGAACUGAUGGACAGCAUGGGAGUGCUCACCCAUUCCAGGUCAUUGUGAUCAAAGUAAUGUGGGCUUUGAAGAAGAGGGAGAAGUAAGAAUGCAUGUACUUCUUUCCCCACCCAGUCUCAAAACAUUACUCAUAAGUCUCCCUCUUGAGAAGCCUGACAAUCUUUGCCUAAACAAAACAAAAGUUUCCUCUUGUAUAAUACUGGUAAAGGAAUAUUCAGUUAUGUACUGGGUAGACCUUAAAUACAGCUGAUUGCUGAUUACAGUUGCAAGAUUAUAUUGCCCUCUUGUGGCAAGCAAAUUAGUUCUUGCCUUAUAGCUGGAGUGUUUCUAUUUUACUUUCAGCUUUGAAAGAAUUAAACCUAAUUCUGAAACUGUGCUCCAUACAGCAUUUUCUUCAUCCUCAACCAGGAUAGAAGAAAACCUGACCAGGAGUCUGCAUUCAACAUAUAGCCAUGAUGUUGUAGCUCUGCUUUGUCCCCAUUUGAGCCCUGAAGCCCACCUUGAAAGCCAGUCAGCCAGAGAAAGCAAUGGGGAGGGAGUCUGUUCUGCUGGCAAAUCCUGCAGGAUGUGACCAGCCCUCACCCAUCAGUGAACUAAGUUGCAGUUAAGUUGUAACAGCCCCCUGCAAAUGGUGCUUCUUCUGCUUCUCAGUGUCACUUGCUGGAGGGUGUUGGUCAUUUGUCCAACAGUGACCCCAUUCACUGACAGUGUAAACCUUUUUUCCUCCAGACGGCAGGUUUUUAAGGUGGAGUUCAGGGUAAUUUCUACUUGGAGCAAUAGAAUUACAAAUGAGAACAUAAACCUGCCAGUGUCUAUAACUUACAAUCUCAACCUGUUUUUAAGAACAUAGCACCUUGACCCUUGCUAUCUAAAUUAGGCUUACUGUAAUUUUCCUGUAUGUGCCAUUUCCUACUUACUCUGACACCUUCCAGAAUCUCAGUUCAGUUUAAGACAAUGCUGCAUGAUCUUUGCAGAACAUCUCGAUAAGAGAAUUCUGUAUAUUGUGUGAAGGGUUUCUCACUGAUGGAUAAUUUUCAGCUCAUUCUUAUUGGCCUUUGUUUAGGAGACACUGGUAGAACGUUAUUUAUUAUUACUUUCUAAAUCUUUAAAAUGUGAAUGUGAACUAUAAUAAAGCAUGUUGAACAAA